GGCGCCAUCACCGACACCGUCAUGGCCGAAUACGGCAGGUCAAAGUCGACGGCGUCGAAAACGGUGACGCUAUCCAAGCCCUCCAGCAUGAAUCUGUACGCCAAGGUUUGCGUGAACGACCGUCAACACAGUUUCGUCGCGAUCACACCCGACAACGACGCCCAGGUCAUCGCUAGCAUGUGGACGUCUUUGCAAAGCCGCGCCAACGGCGACACGACUUUCCAGCUCUAUGUAUACGUCGAGAAGCGGGAGUCGAAGACCCAACAGAUUCGCCGCGCAACGGACCCGCGGAUUCGCAAGGUCGCUGCGCGCGGCGUAGCUGUCGAGUACAUGCCUUUGCGUGUCCGGAUCGGUGGCCAGCAGCUCGUGCUCGACGUCAAUGUUGAGGACUUUCGGCGCAUUGCGAACGUCGACUUGGACCAUCGCUCGCCCCUGACAGAGGAUGCAUUUUAG
This is a messenger RNA of Saprolegnia parasitica CBS 223.65, 453 nucleotides long. RefSeq lists its product as hypothetical. The coding region runs from base 22 to 453 and encodes 143 amino acids. Lineage: Eukaryota; Oomycota; Saprolegniomycetes; Saprolegniales; Saprolegniaceae. The transcript has 2 exons. The record is from RefSeq and is a predicted model, not a curated record.